AUGCUGAACCAGAUCAUUGUUACUGUGCCUUUUGUGGAGGCACUCGAGAAAAUUCCAGGGUAUGCCAAGUUCAUGAAAGACUUGGUCACCAAGAAGAAAAAUGUCAACUUUGAGACAGUCAAAGUGACACAUCAGUGCAGCGUAAUCAUUUCACAGGCCGGAGUGAAAAAGAUGGAGGAUCCGGGGGCAUUCGCUAUCCCUUGUACUAUUGGUGUAACAAGCUUCGCUAAGGCAUUGUGUGACUUGGGGGCAACCGACUUUUUGAUAUUGUACUGCGAAGUGGAUAGAGAGGUCCGCAUCAUACUUGUUAGACCAUUUUUGGCUACGGAGCGGGCCAUUUGUGAUGUGGAAGCGGGAGAACUGAAGUUCUGCUUGAAUGAUGAAGAAGAAAUCUUCCAUAUCCAGAAGUCAAUAAAGCAAUCACAUGGCUAUGGAGUGAUCUCUGUGAUUGAUAUCGUAGAUGAAAUAAUAGAUAAGGACAUGCAGGAAAUGUGUCAUGAUGAAUCCUUGAGAACGGUUGUCACGACCUAA
This is a messenger RNA of Nicotiana attenuata, 531 nucleotides long. RefSeq lists its product as uncharacterized. Lineage: Eukaryota; Viridiplantae; Streptophyta; Magnoliopsida; Solanales; Solanaceae. The transcript has 2 exons. Bases 1 to 531 code for a protein of 176 amino acids. The record is from RefSeq and is a predicted model, not a curated record.